AUGGAGUCCUCUUGCUUCCAGAGCAAGAAACCUCUCACAGUCAACGAACUCUACACCGAGUGGUCAAAAAACCUAACCGAAUACUGCCUCCCUCUCCUCCGCGAAUCAAUCUACUCAGACCCUCGAGCGAUCGUACCGGACACCGACGUAGAUAACGUUAUGUACUACCUGAUCCACCACUACGAAACCCUAAUCACUUCUUCCGAUAACAACACUAUCCGUCACAUCCUCUUCCCCUCAGGGAAUGAGACACAGCUUUUCUUCAUCGGCGAUAUCCAUCCUUGUCUCUUCACUUGUCUCAUCCGAUCUUUAAUCGAUUCAGACGAGCAGGUUAAAAGAGUCGAUGAGAUCGAGCGUUGUAUGAUGCUUAGUGUGAAUAACCUAGUGGAGCAGAUGAGUAGAGUACAUAUCCGUUUCGUAGCUCGUGUUUCCAAGAAUUGGGUCGAGGCCACGGAGGAAGCUUCUUCGGUGAUGGAGGCGGUUGAUGACGCGGCAGAGGAAGAGAAGGAGGAGCUUGUGAGAAUCUUUGUUGCUGCAAACAAUUUGAGGAAGAGUGUGCUUAAAGAUAUCUUCAAAGCUACCACAGGGAUUCAAGCCGCUCUGUUUCUUGAAAGUUUAUGCGCGUUUCUUGAUGGGUUUAAAGAUCAGAAUUCUCCUCCGCUCAUUGACCAGCAGCAACAUGCAGCUGCACCGUCUCUACCACAUGACUUGGAGAAGAAGAAAGUGGAGGGGCAGCAGCAUACAAGUGAAGCAGAUGAAUCACCAAACCGGAUUCUUUGGAUAGGAGACGUGAGAGACAAGACAGAGACAGAGUACCUCUACCGUUGUUUUGCCAAAACCGGAGAGGAUGUUUCUAUUCGCGUCCCUACUCACAAGGUAACCGGUAAAAGCCUAGGCUUCGGUUUUAUCGAGUUUCAAUCUGCCGAUGCUGCGGAACAAGCUUUACAUAAGUACAACAACACUUUAAUGCCUGGACUAGUUCCCUCUCGGAGGUUUAGACUGAUGUGGGCAAAGAAGACUGCUACUGACUCCAUAUUCGUUGGUGAUCUGGCACGUGAUGUUACGGAUCAGAUGCUACUAAAGACGUUCACUGACAAUGGUUACAGUUCAGCUAUAUCAGCAACGGUUUCGUUUGACAGAGUUGGGCGUAGCAAAGGAUACGGUUUUGUUACAUUUUCAGAUCAUGGCCAAUUGUUGCUUGCUGUGGAGCGUAUGAACGGUGUUGAGUGUUCAAGUAGGCCUAUGAGAAUUGCUCAUAGACGUGGAAACUAA
This is a messenger RNA of Eruca vesicaria subsp. sativa (arugula), 1272 nucleotides long. The record is from the annotation of a GenBank genome assembly. NCBI's taxonomy places the organism in Eukaryota, Viridiplantae, Streptophyta, Magnoliopsida, Brassicales, Brassicaceae.